Merops nubicus (carmine bee-eater) is the source of this 622-nucleotide messenger RNA. RefSeq names its product GRAM domain containing 3 (gene GRAMD2B). The record is from RefSeq and is a predicted model, not a curated record. The annotation marks the transcript as partial. The transcript has 7 exons. Lineage: Eukaryota; Metazoa; Chordata; Aves; Coraciiformes; Meropidae.
AGGACAAAGAGCAGCACAGAUAGUCCAUUCCUGACAAUGGAUAUCAAGAGUGACUCCAAGAUUGAAAGGAAAAAACGUGCCUCGAAUCAGCUGAAGGCAAAUGCACACUUUCAUAAGCUGUUUCUAGAUGUUCCCAUUGAUGAGCCAUUGAAACAAAGCUUUACCUGUGCUCUGCAGAAAGAAAUUCUGUACCAAGGAAAGUUAUUCCUUUCUGAAAACUGGAUUUGCUUUCAUUCCAAAGUUUUUGGCAAAGAUACUAAGAUUAGUAUACCUGUGCUCUCAGUGACACUUCUGAAGAAAACCAAAACUGCCCUUCUUGUGCCAAAUGCUCUCAUCAUAGCAACAGUCACAGAUAGGUACAUGUUUGUCUCCUUACUCUCCAGAGAUACCACCUACAAGCUGUUAAAAUCUAUCUGUAGACAUCUUGAGGAUACAAGCAUGGGCAACAGUCCAAAUCCCUCUUCUGCAGAAAACAGCUUCAGGGCUGAUCAUCCCACAACUCUGCCUUUGGAUUUCAAUGAAGAUUAUUCUGAUCUGGAUGGAAUAGUGCAGCAGCGGAGACAAGAGAUGGAAGAGUCCAGCAGUACAGGCUCACAGACCCCAGAGCUGGAAUGCUUCCAAG